AAGACAUAUUUCCCGUGUGGCCAAAAGUCGUGGUUCUGCUCUGCAUGUCGGGUCCUUUUCCAUCAGAAGAGACCAGUCACCACGACGAACAUCACAACCGCGACUCCAAGUCCACCACACACUCCCGACAAUGUCGCCAUAGACCAGCAGACCGCCCAAAAGUAUGAGGGUGCCGUGGCUUCGACCGGAGAAUCCUCGUUGGCAUAUAACAAACUCAGGAAGAAAUGGAUAAAUAUCAGCAGAUAAGAAGCUAUGCCAAUGACGUCUCUCUGAUCUUUUGUAAGUGCGCCCCGGUAUUUGGAUGUGGCCAUGCGAGUGAGAAGGCGUGUGUAGAGAACAAGAAGGCCGAAUUUAACAAAGAGUGCCGAACUGCCGGCAAAGAAAGAGGUGAAGGUGCUGAGUAUGCUAUCAAUAAGCGUUUCAGGUCCCAGGUUGCGCUCAUUUUGGUUGUCGUUUUUGUCGUCAGUAUUGUCGAUAUGUUGGUUUUUGGAUGUGUCGAAGGCAAGAUUAGUAUGACGUGCCAAGAAAUGGAAACGGUGUACGGCAACGACUUGAAGAGAAGGAUCAAUAGACUCUGUCGCGCCUUAUAGGAUGCAGUGUUUCUACCUCUUUCGAGGUCAUUGAGUCCGAUCACAACUCCAACCAUAUUGUGGCACCACACCCUCUCAACCCUGAGAGACCGAACUUGCUGCCAUCUAUAUCUGUCACGACAACAAGUGUUCUACGUGACCUGACCCUCGCUCACCACUGACCCACAACUCCGUAAAUUGCAGAUUCACUCAAGCCCCAAGCUCAGUCAUAGCUCUCACAACAAUCUCCUUCCAAUCCUUCACCUUCUCCUCCCCCUGACCC
This is a messenger RNA of Aureobasidium subglaciale EXF-2481, 852 nucleotides long. RefSeq lists its product as uncharacterized. The transcript has a single exon. The coding region runs from base 225 to 590 and encodes 121 amino acids. Lineage: Eukaryota; Fungi; Ascomycota; Dothideomycetes; Dothideales; Saccotheciaceae. The record is from RefSeq and is a predicted model, not a curated record.